Molecule: messenger RNA, 1593 nt
Organism: Ruditapes philippinarum (Manila clam)
Lineage: Eukaryota; Metazoa; Mollusca; Bivalvia; Venerida; Veneridae
Exons: 3
Coding region: 1-1593 (530 amino acids)
Molecular function (GO): zinc ion binding
Source: RefSeq, a predicted model, not a curated record
AUGGCGGAGAAUGGAAGUAAAAUAGAAGAGGAUGAUGAAGUUCCUGGUCGUGUGAAGGAACAUUUGUGUCAACCAAGUUUUGUUCAACUUGUAAUGAAUUCCAAUGCAUUAGAUUUAUGUGAUGAACAUCAACGUUCUUUAGAAUUUUUCUGUGAAGAUGAAAAGAAGCUUUGCUGCAGUAAGUGUGCCAUUGUUAAUCAUCGAAAAUGUCACAGCGUUGUAGAAAUUGAGAAGAUUGCCGAAAAAAUAACCUCACCAAUUUCUACAUUAGGGGAGAAAUUGAAGGAAGCUAAGGAAGCUGCUGAGAGCGUUGCGAGACAGAUUUGCUCUUCAAAAGAUCAACUUGCUCAAGAUAUAAAAGAAAUACAAGUAAAAAUUAGACAAAUGCGAGACGAAGUUAUGAAUAUGUUUGUCGAUCUAGAAGAUUCCGUUAACAAAAGAGCUGAAAUUCUGCAGAAAGAAACAUUACGAUAUCUGACAAAGAAGCAAACACAAAACGAGAAACAUUUGGCUGAUGUAACAAAGUGCUUAGAGACGAUUGAAAAUAUUUUCAAAAAUGGAACUCCAGUACAGAAAUAUAUAGCAGAACGGAAAAUGGAGAGUAAAGUCAACGCUCUCUGCAGAAACAUCAAGGAGGAAUGUCAGAGAUUAGAGAAUGUGAACAUUUCUUUUCAAUUUGACGACACAAUAAAGCUGCCGCCAUUACCUGUAAAUGAAUAUGUUCCAGGACAAUUACAAUUCAAGUUUCAUCACCAGGGAGAGGUUAAUUCUGUUAACAUGAUGAUGAAAUUAACACCAGUUUCUGCUAUUAUUUUGAAGAAGACAGAAAAUGACACAGAUGUACCGUUAUAUACAGGUAUAGAUUUUCUACCUGAUGGUAGACUGGUGGCUGUUGAUAACACGAACAAGAAAUGUUUAGUGUACAAUGAUAAGCUUGAGAAAGAAGGAUCAUAUCAGCUGUCUUACAUACCAUUAUCUGUUGUUGUAGUAUCUGAGGAGGAAAUAGCGAUAACACAAGGUGUAGGGUACAAUAUAGAAUUUUUACACGUUAGUAAAUGUAAUGAAAUAACACCGAGAAGAACAUAUAAAGUGAACACAAUGUAUUACUGUAUAUGUUUGAAAGAUGAUAGACAUUUCGUUGUAGGGACUUGUGGUAAACCAAGACCUGUUCGUAUUGUAUCAUUGACAGGAGAGGAGAGUGAUUUUGGUGUUAACUUUCCAAACAAAUCAUAUCCUGUAGACACUAGCGAUAGUACUUACAUAAAGAGCAGUGACAAAGUGGUGAUAACAGAUAAAGUCGAGCAUACUGUCUACAUAUAUGAUAUCAAGACAGACACAAGAGUCGUAGUGAAGGAUGAUCAGAUACAGGAACCAUGUGGUGUAGCAGUUGGUCCUUCUGAUACUAUCCUGGUGUGUAGCAGCAAAACAAAAACCGUUGUACAGAUAUCACAAAGAGUGCAUGAAACUGACACGCGUUUAUUCCAGCUCAUGAACGUAUCUUUGUAUCUUUGGGCUGAGCAGGCGGUGGGUGGAGCUCUGAAGCCAGGGCCUAUAUCCGCCAUGGAGAAACAUCAUACGGGUAUGAUCAUAUAA